Messenger RNA from Scutellospora calospora, 661 nucleotides. Lineage: Eukaryota; Fungi; Glomeromycota; Glomeromycetes; Diversisporales; Gigasporaceae. The record is from the annotation of a GenBank genome assembly.
AAAACCAUUAUACGAGGUUAUGCAUGAUGUACUUUCUUUUGCUUCUUUACUCCUUGCCAAUCCAGUGGAUAGUUCUACUUCUAACUUCCCAGAUAAUGUUUAUGGUAUCCAAGUAACUUCACCAGGAAGUGGUGAACGCUACGAUUUUGGUCGUGUUCAUAUCUUUGCUAGCAAUGUUUCAGUAAAUCCUGGGCAAGAAAAUAUCUUAGAAUACACUCUCCCUGAAAGAGACCCUUCUAAAAAUAUAACUGAUGACGCAAGAUUCGCGAUAGGAAUCUAUAAAUCUGAUAAUUUUGCGGCCGGAUCAGCAACUUUCAUAAUUGGCUCACCAAAAUUCGGACUUACAAUAUUAACUCCUUCACAAGGUUCAAUUAUUCAAAGUGGAAAACCGUUUACUGUUAAAUGGACUGAUAAUUUUAAUAAAUAUUCAGGAAGAAAGAUUGUUGUUCAUUUGUUUUACUUUUUGGGAGACUCGGGUAUAAUUACGGAAGUCCCAGUGGAUUUAUAUACAGGAAUUCCUGUGGAAGAUGGAACUUAUGAUAUAAUAAUUCCUUCCAGUUAUCCUCCAUAUAGAGAUUAUGGAUUUGUACUUGGGAUUAUUGAUGUUUUGAGAAAUAAUGUUACAGAGCAUUACAUAAUCACCCUUACUCUUGUAGAUUAA